GGGAAUGUCUUUCACUUUUAGGGGCGCUUGUUGGCUCAUGACAUAGCGGUGUUUGCGAGGGAAGGGGCCUCCUCCACCAAGUUCCAGAUCCUCACUCCUCAAGAAUUUCCCAAAGUCCUCCAGGAUGGCUCAACAUGGUUCGUGGAUUUUUAUGCUCCGUGGUGCCCACCCUGUAUGAAGUUGCUGCCUGAGUUUAGGAAAGCCAGUAGACUUGUUGCAACUUCUGUUAACUUUGGGAGUAUUGACUGCACAAUGCAUCAGGAUUUAUGCACAAAGUUCAACAUUCGUCAGUACCCAACAACAAUCCUCUACAAUCAAAGUGUGCCUCACGAAUACACAGGCCAUCACAGUGCAACUCAUCUUGUUGAAUUUGUCAAUGAUACACUGAAUCCUGUUGUGGUAAGCCUUGACCCAGACAAGUUUUCAAAAUUUGUUGCAAGCAAACCACAAGGUGAGGUUUGGGUAGUGGACUAUUUUGCUAAUUGGUGUGGGCCUUGUUUAAGCAUGGCUCCUGAAUAUAGAAGAUUUGCUCGCUUAGUUGCUGAUAUUCCUGAGGUCCAUGUUGCUUCCCUUGACUGUGCUGUAUAUGGCGAUCUUUGCAGAAGACAGGGCAUUAACAGCUACCCAAGUGUUGUGCUAUAUCCAUCUGAAAGUUAUGGAACUCGCAAAACUGUAAAAUUCAGUGGAUGGUCACGUGAUGCAGACUCAUUUCGGCAGUGGUUGUAUUCAAGUCUCCCUUCACGUGUGACAGAAUUAGAUGACAGCUCAUUUGCAGAGGCCCUUCAGAGUAGUGUGCCAUGGAUUAUAGAUUUUUAUGCUCCUUGGUGUGGACAUUGUCAAGUGUUUGCUCCUAAUUUUGAAGACAUUGCUAGAGAAUUAAAGGGAACUGCCAAGUUUGGAAAGCUGAACUGUGAAAGGUACGUACAUGCUUGCAGAGGGGCCAAUGUUAGAGCAUACCCAACGGUGCGACUGUACACUGGGUCACUUGAUGGGAGUCGCCAGAAUGUUAAUGGUAUCACUUUUCCAAAUCUUCUAAAAGAAGAUAUAAUUGCACGUGUUCCAGGGUAUUUGCCAUCAAGAAGAAUUAGCAAGCACGAUGAAUUAUGAUGAGAUAACGUGAUGUAAGUCAUGCAUUUAGUUUUCAUUUUGUAAGUAGUUUGUGGAUACUCUGCCCUCCUGAGGAGAUAAAUGCAGCUGUUAAUCAUUUAAAUUUGACCAGUCCUUGUGGGUGAUUUAUUAGCGUGUCUAGUCAGAGUAUGACAGAGCAAAUCUAAAUCGGGUUUGAAUUCUUUUCACUAGUCUUUCUUAGGUUCUUAAUACUGUAAUCUUAGUCCUUUACUCUAAUUUCCUAUCAAUUGAUCAAGUGAAAGUUAAAUGAGCCUUUGAAUUGAAUUUCUCAAGUGCCAUGUAGUGCAUAAAUUUUUAGUGCUUGAUUGCAAUUUGUUAUUUGCUUAGUAUGCUUUUGAGCACUUCCAUGUAUUGCAUAACAUGAACAAUUAGGUUAUAUUUUUAUACUUAAGAGCAUUGCACAUGUAUUUAUAUAUGUUUUACUGAAUCUCAGUAUUUUAUAUAAAUCAUAUUUUUGUAGUGCUGGGACCUUUUGCUUUACAAGUUACUUGAGACAUUUGAAGAAAUUAGACCAUUUCUGUACUGUGUUGGUAAUAGCCCAUAAAAAAUUGUGGUGCUGAAGCACUAUUUAUUUAUAGGAAUUUAUAGGUUUAUUUAAGAAUUUAAGUUCCUUGAUAAUUAGUUUUGAAUGAAAGGUGAUUGUAAAGAUUUAUGAGAAUAAUUGAUGAAGCUAAAGUGUAUUUUCACAUACAGUACAUUUAUUGGUUUCAGAAAGAAAUUGACUUAGAUCGACUUAGUGCAAGCAAAAUAAUGUUAUUAAAACAUCUUCAAAAUAUUGAUUAGUAUUGGUAUUUUUGAGGAACAGUUGGUCAGUGAAGCAAUAAAUAUGGAGGUAACAGAACUAAGACAUAUAGGAAUACCCAGGAAAUUGUGGAGAAAGGGGAUAGAUAAUGGCCUAGAUCUAAUGGGAGUUAAGAUAGAAAGAGCACAGGAAAGAGAAGAAUGAAGGUAGCUCAUUUCAUGUCCAGCCCCCUAACCCCUUAAAGGAAAAAGCUGAUAUGAAAAUAUUCAUGAUAAUAAUGAUUUAUGGGGUCAGGCAUGAAUGAAAGUCACCUCAGCAUAACUUUAAAACUUAGAAACUUAUACAUAAAGUUUAGAUAUUAAGUUAGCAUGUGAAAUGUAUCAAACAUUUACGUAACAGAUAUAGGGAAUUAAAUGAUAAUGAAAGGCUUGGUAAGAUUGUUUUUCAUUAAUUGAAGAAAAAUUGUGAUACAAGGAAUUUUAUUAGUGUGCAGUUUUACUGUUCCCAAAUGUCGACAUGGAAAUGUGAUGUUUUUUAUUUUAUAUUUGUGUUAAUAAGUGUUAAAAAUAUUUGAAAUUUGAAUUAGUACUGGGUGGUAAUUGUAACAGAUUUUCUAAAUGUUUCAAACUGUUUAUAUCCUAGGUUUUUUGUUUUGUAAGUAUUGUGUGGCCUUAUCUAUGUUGGUUUUUAAUUUUUUGGGUAUUGCAACCUUUAGUUGUGAAAAUCAAGCAUACAGUUUUGUUAGUGAUGUGUAAUGAGCCCCUAUUUUCUCUUGAGCUGCUCAUCUUUGAUGGUGUGGUAUUAGUUGUGAAUAGGUAUUGGCUAGGGAAGUUAGUCUUGCUUUAUGAUGUCCCGCAAGGAGCCCUCAAUAAAGGAUUGCCCACACUCACAGAAUUACUUGAUAAGAGUUGUUUUUGACUAAUUAAAGAGAUAUUGUGAUAAAAGAAGAUUGUUAUUAAUAUACAGAUUUACUGUUCCCUAAUAUGGAUCUGAAAUUGUGAUACUUUUUUGUUUUACAUUUGAGUGUUAACAAUUGUAUUUACUGCCUGAUAAACGUGACAAAUUUUCCAAGUGCUUCAAAAUGUUUUAUGUCCUAGGAAUUUGGUAAUAUAAUUCUCACAACAAAUUGGGUGUUUCGUUUUGCUACUGUUAUGUGAUCAUAUCUUUGUUGCUUUUUAAUUUCCUAGGUUUUGCAGUCUUUACUUGUGAAAAUCGUGCAAACAAUUUUCUCCGUGCAAUGUAAUGAGUCCCCCACCACCCCCCAUUCAGCUUGGAUGAUUUGGUGUUAGUUGUGAAUAAUUAUUGGCUAAGGAAGUUGUUCUUGUGUUAGUUUGCAGCUUUGCUAUUCCCAGGCAUUGACCUGGAAAUGUGAUAUUUUUCAUUUUUCACUCGAGUCUUAGCAAGUGUUAAACAUGCAAAAUUGGAAAUUAUUGCCCGAUAACCGUAACAAAUUUUCCGUGUGCUUCAGUGUUUGUAUCCUUGGAAUUUAGAAAUAAGCCUUAUACUGCACUGGAUUUUUUGUUUGUAACUUAAUAUGGCCUUUAUGCUUGUUGGUUUUUAAUUUUAUAGGUCUUGCAGCUUUGAGUUGUGAAAAUCAUGCUAACAAUUUUGUCAGUGUAAUGUAAUGAUCCUUUAAUUUAAUUUGAGCUGUUCAGCUUGGAUUGCAUUAUGUUAGUUGUGAAUAGUUAUAGACUAGGGAAGUUAGACUUGUAUUAUAUACAGUGGGGUCUGUCAUGUAACCAUUAGUACAAUUAGCUAAAAGAUAUUUUCAAGUUGGUGGUAUUUAUUUUCUUGCCAUGGCAGUUCAUGACAAUUUUGAUCUCCUAAGUAGGGCUACUCCUUGGAUGAAGAGUGUUCUUCAGAAAGGAAUGAUAAUGGUAUCAUUCUUUGGUUGAUAUCUGUAUUCUUGUCUAACACCCCACCAUACCAUUUAUUAAAGCUUGAAUAAAACAGAAUACAAAAAUCACUUGCCUAAAUCUGUAGGGGCCUGAUUGGAUUUACAUUAAUUGUAUAGAAUCACGAGGUGGUUAGCAUCAAAACUUUCGUUCCAGUCGUACACGGUUAUUAUUUCCUCGACAGAAAGAUAUGGAAUUUAUAGCAGAAGCCAGUUAUUGGCAACAGUUAUACUUCUAAAGUUAUAGGUAGUUUGAGUAUGGACUAUUUAAAGUCAUAACUCUGCUUGGAUAUUCUUAUCAUGCUUUUUACCUAUUCUGUUCUUCAUAUUCUUUAUAUUAUAAGUGACCACCACUGUACAAUUUAAUUUUUGAAAGCCUCAUACUUGAGACAUGGCUGAAUAUUUUCUGAGGAUGUUUUGAACAUAUACUGCACAGGAGAAUCCUUUUAAAGUGGAAAAAACUUUAUAUCACACCUAGUGUGUUGGAUUACAAUGGUUACUUUUUACCGUGUUAGAAUAUUACACUGUUGAAAUUGUUCAGAUAAUGUAUAAUGCUUUAAAUUAGCAGUACGUAUGUGAUCAUCAUACAUAAACUAUUGGUCAACUUUCAUACAUGUACUGUAUAGUAUCUAUUAAGAUAUGAUUUAUGGUCCCUAGUAGUAAUUUAUACUUAACUUAAUCCAGAAGUGUUUGAAAGCUCAUGAUAGAUUUUACGACAAGUUACCCAUCUGAAAAAAAAAACAGGUUCAAGGUUUAAAAGCAGUUGUAAUUACAGUUACAAUUAAUGUAAAUGAAUUGAUCCUUAAAUGGGGUUUAAAUGAAGUGACCUAACUCGGACCGAAAGAAUAUGGAAAACAAAAGCUCAGAAAAUGGAUAACUUGAUGUAAGUUAUAAACCCAAAACCCAUGACAGCAGUUAAGCGAGACACUAAAGAUCAGGAAAAGGAAUACGUAAAUCCUUACAUUAUAAGUGAGGCUGACCGGGUCUAGACCCUGCCAAGGUGGAAGUUAUCUUUAGCACUCCUUAUGUUCCAGUAAAGGAUGACCAAAAGAUUUACAUAUACAUACUAUACAAAUUUUUCAUGUUUAGUCAUGUAUAAAUUCUUUAGUUUCUUUAGAGAUCUAAUAUAUGAAUUGCCUAUGUUCUCCCGAAUUCUAACCAUAUUGUGCCUUUUGAAGGUUUUUAUCUUUUUAUUUUUCAUCUCUGGUAAUAUUAGUGUUCAUUACCAUAUUUUAUAAGCUGCUGUUAUUUAUUACUUAUUAGGUUUUUUAUUUAUCAGUGCUUUGAUACAUAAGUGUUGUACGUAUUACAAAACCCUUACACGCUUAAAUAGAAGUUUUUAAAAAAAUUAUCCGUUGGGAGAAUAAAAUCUUAAUUGUGAAUUAGGAUUUACAGCUUGGUGCUUUUAUCACAGGAUGAAAUUAACCUAUAAAUAGCUUAAGGGCUUUUUUGUCUUCCAUUAAGUUUUGUGGAUACUACAUUCUUCUAAUGCCAUUGUAAAGGACAGAGGAAACAAUUAAUACUACUGUUUAAAAAGUAUAGAUUUGGAUCUUCCCAUUGUUACUCAAUAGUUUCAUUAUGUAAAGUUUGUCGGUUUGCAAAUAUAUUUUUAUUAUUUUGUUGACACUGCUCUUUGUUGCUUUUUGUAAAACAAGAGGUACAAUAAUGUCUUGUAAGCUCUGUUGGUUAUAUAUACGUAUUCCAGUUUCCAUUAAUUACUAAAAUGUUUAAAACAUUUUGAUGAAUCUUCAUGCAGAGGUGUACUAGUUAGUCUUAGCACUGUAAUUAUGGUGUUGCUAGUAUGAAUCAGUACAAUAUUGUAGGAUAGUGUAUCCAUUGGCAAGAAGUGCUGGUAGCCAAAAUAAUGAGACAGCUUUAAUGAGCGUAAAAAAGUAACAACUUUAAAGAGACAAAACACUUAAAUUUGUAUAAUCUAAUGUACACAAACUGAAGAGCUGUAUGUAUGUAUUUAGAGAUUUUUUGUGCAAUUAUUAGAUGCACUAGAGCUGGAGUUAAGACAGUGGUAGGUAAUGAGAAGAAUGAGGAAAAUUAUUUGUGCCCAUCAAAGAUCAAUGCUGAGCCCAUUCCUGUUUAUAAUAGUAAUGGAGGAAACUAUCGAGUAAAAGGGAGGUGUUUGGGAACUGCAAUUUGCAGGUGACCUAGUGUUCACAGCAGAAUAUAAAGAAAUACUUAAAAAGUGGAAGAUUUGGAAAGAACAGAGUACUGGAAAUAAAUUUAAAUAAAAUAAAUCUUAUAGUAAUUGUAGAAGAAUUAAAAGGCAAAUGUACAGUCAGAAAAGUUGUAUGAUGCUAUGAUGAGAAAGGUGUUGGUUGAACUCAUUAGUGUAGCAAAUGUAAGUAGUGAUGUCAGGUGAGGUAAGAUUACAAAAUAUAGGUGCAAGAGAUUUUCAGUGCCUGAAAUGUGUGACAUAACAAAUGGGAAGGGAAGGAAGUGGAGAGUAAUGCUGUGAAGAGCAACAAGUUGGAAAAGAAGUGAAGCAUUUCUGUUCUCUUGAGGACAUGCACAUUAUAAAGUAAGACUACUGGCAAGUAAAAAAUUUUCUACUAGUACAGAGAGGAAAAAUGUAGGCACAGACAAGGAUUAUGGAGAUUUUGAAAGUGUGAUCAUAGAAGGAUAAGAUUCAUGGUCACCAUAUUGUGGGGAGGAUCAUCUUAUGAAUGAGGAAGUAGUAUGGAUGUGUGGCGUCCAGAGACUGAAAAAUAGUUAAUCAGAGAUUGAGAUUAUUUCACAUGUGUUGAGCAGGAAUAAGGGAAAGUUACUCAGAAAAAUACCAGAUCUGGGAGUAGCGGGAUGAGGACUUAGGAAGGCUGAGGUGGAUAGAUGAAGGCCUAGAUGUUAAAGUUCAGACAAACAGAACAGCAACAGAGGAAAGUGAAUUAAAAAUUAAUUACACCUUUUAAUCCCAUAAAGUAAAAAUCUGAUAAAAAUAUUUAUAAUUAUAGAUUAACACCUUGAAUGCUAAUAAUGAAGGAGUAAAAGCAUCAGUCAAGAUUGCAGAAUUUUCAGAGGCCUGGUUUAAAGUUUGUCUUUCCCUCUGAGUGCACUUAUAACACAGGAACAGGUACAUGUUGAGCAUUUUACGGUUGUUUGUGAAUCUUAAAAGAGUGACCAUUGAGCGCAAUAACUCUAAAAGAAUUUCACAGCAAAUGUAUUGGGAAUGUUGAGAAAUAUUCAAGUGUCAUGAUUUUCAAGACACUUGGUGACUUGGUGCUGGUUUUCUUUACAUGAAAAUUACGUCAGUAUAUUUUUUAAUGGUGUAUGAUUCAGGAUAUAGGUUUUUUUAUUUUAAUCAAGGGCACUUUUAUUUUACAAAUAGUAGAGGUUUUUUUAUUGUAAUCAAGAGCACUUUAGUUUACAAAUAGACAAUCACAAACAAAGUAGAAAAAAUAUGUGUAAUUUUAUACACAAUUUUAGUUUGUUUGCAUUUCUUUCGUUGAAAAUCUUGAUUUUACAUAAAGAUGUAAAGUACUUAUUGAGAACAUACCACUUUAAUUAAAAGUGGACUUAGUGAUGAGUGCAAAUGUUUAUGAGUAAGAUAACUAGGAAAAAAAACCCUUGAUACUGCUGAUUAUGUAUGAUCAUCCUUUGAAUUUUAGUACAUAAAUCCUCUUCUUAUGGGUUUAAACAAAUAGUUCAGCACAAUCUCUGCGUUUAUUAAAUUAAUGAAUGUCUGCACAUUGGUGAUGAUUAAGACAGUGGUACAGAAGAAUUAUCAACACUAGGGAGUUUCUUCUUCCCAUUAAGGACAAACUGCUCUAGCCAACACUACCACCAAUAAAGUAAUUUCCAGGGUUCUUUAUUGCAUUGUUUUGGUCAUUCCAAGAAUUUUGUUCUCCACUGUUAUUUAAAGUGCACAUCAUCUUAACUAUACUCUGUUUUUUUCCAUCUGUCCAUCCGCCUGUGGUGUUUUUGUUUGGUAACACUGCGUCCUGGGCUUUAGAUAUUUACGCUAUGUGUAAGUUUUAGGUAAAUAAAAGGAUAUCCGGGUGUACAUUUGCAACUGAAAAGUGUUUUAAUAAUUUACUGUAUGCGAAUUACACCGUUAAUAUUCGAAAUAGGAUGUUAUUAUAAUCGUUGAAUGUAACUAUCUAAAGCCCGGGACGCAGUGUUACCAUACGCAAACACCACAGGCAUAUGGACAGAUGGAAAAAACCGAGUAUAGUUUAGUUGAAACAAAGGAAUAUGACCUAAGAAAAGUUGAGAAGUAACACUUUUUGUGGAGAAAAUGUUCUCCAUCAUUUAUGAAGUGUAGAAUGAUGUGCAAGGCCUUUUUCCCCAACUUCCUGUUUUUUUAGGUGCUGUUAAAAUGUAUUUGGUUAUUAAUUUCUUGUAUAAUAAAUUAAUGGAAGACAUUAUCAUGAAAUCUCAGGCAUUUUAAUGUCAAUAAUGUUAAUGGAUGUGAUGCUGGGAAACAGAGUUUAUCCUUAAUUUUAAGGUAUUUUAUCAAACUGCAUUGCCAAAAAACAGACCAGAGUAGCUUUAUGUUCUCGAUCAUUAACCACACCAUUGCAAAGAGAAGAAUCUUUGGUAGGUGUAGGAUACACUGUUGUAGCAGGUUACCUUUGACCUCUUAAUUGGAGCCUUAUCAUCUUUAUGAUGGACUGGAACAGGUACAGGAGACAGAGAUGGUUGAGAUAAGGGGCUAACACUUUUAUGAUCACGAACACUCAUGUGUAAGGGAGAUACACAGCUGUGUAGAGAAGCCGGCAAAGCACACUUUUCUCCCGCAACUCUUCCGUGGUCACGAGCACGUAUGUGUAAGGGGGAGACAUGACCAUGUAGAGAAGUUGGUGAUGCACUCCUUUCACUCACAGAAGACCAUGCUACAAAGUUUGCAAUUCUCUGUUGAUUUGAGGGCGAGGAGGAAACAGACGAAAAAGCAGGAGAUUGGGAGAGAGCUAUCUCCCUCUUAAGACUUUUGGGGAAGAACCACUCCUCCUAAGACUCUUCUUGCCAGAGAGAGCAGAAUACCUCACUCGCAAAACAGUCCAGCCUCUCAAACAUAGCUUGAAACAACAUCUCCACUGGCUCAGGAAGAGGAAGAGAUGAUUUCCCUACAAUGGAAGGAAGAGAUGCCACCGCAGCCGACAUCAUAGGCUGAGAGGAAGGUGGGAGUGACGUCGUGACAUCUCGAAUGGCAGUGUUGGUGUAAUGAUAAAGGGCAACCCAGUAUGCGUCAACGCUGAUAUAGGCAUCCCGCUAGGAGGCAGUACACGAAAGCCAAAGUAAUGUAGGCCUGGGGGUAGGGGGACCGCCAAUGGGGCUGGCAGCAGGGUACUAGCCACCAAGAAAUGCAAGAGAAUACCAUCCAAGGAGGGGGAACCCAGUAGGUCUAGAGUUCCCUAAACAGCUGCCAUCUUGUUUGAUUCAGAAUCUGAAGUAAAGGAAACAGAAGGCGUAGCCUCCUCCCUGAUUCUAAUUCCAGGUGUUUAAUAUUCCAUAUAGUUCUUUAUGAAUUUCGUGAAAGAUUGGUAAACUGGAGGUCCAGACAUGUACCAUGCUGUUCAUGUGGUCUUUCAGUUGGCUACUCAGUCAUUCUACAGACAAGUCACAGCACUGUUUUCCAGAUCAGUGAAGACCAUGAGUGUAGUUAAGGAGAAAGUAACCAUGAAACUGAUGUACAAGGCAAGAAUAUUUGAAGUUGCUAGUAUCAGUUCAUCGGUAUGUAUAGUGUUUGGUAAAAGUACAAACAUCUAACAUCAAAUACAGUCCCUCUACCAUUUUAGAUGGUGCAUAAACUGUGCUUCACUGCAUCACCACACCUUACAUAAGGUGAUAGGUGGAAAGGACAGCCAGUAAUACAAAACCCUUCCCAUUAAAGCUGGAUCUGCCUUGCAAAUUCAUUCUCUGAUACGGAAAAGGAAUGCGGUGCUUAUGUGUGAAUUUAAGAAUUUUCAUUAGUUUUAGGAAACCUGAACCAUUUCUUUUAAUCUGCAUUACUAAUUGCAUCCCCACUCCUUUAUUCAUGACACUAUCCAACUGUUUAUUGACAUAACUAGUGAGGGUUUAAACUGUUCUACCUUUAUUCUCAUUGGGGGUUUGUUAUACAGAUUCCUUUCAUGGUCAGCUUGUUACAAUAAUAGAUUUAAUGUUAAGAGCAACUCUGCAAGAUAUAUGACACUUAACCCUGACUGAUAGAAGCACUCCAUUUCCACAGUUGUGUGCAUAGAGAUUUUGGAUGUUCCUUUUCUGAAGUUCACUGUGUAGUGAAAUAAUUAAGAGACACCAAGAAGUGUAAUGUCUCUGUAGCAUUAAGAAAAGAAUCUCAGGUUUCCUCUUGUCCAUUGGUAUAAGUUGAACAAAACAGUAUUCAAGUAACUUCCUUUCACCACAGCUGAAAAAUAAGAACUUAUUGUAAUUUUAAGCUUAUUCAUUCAACUGAAUUAUUUUGUAUUGUUUGAUACAAAUUCAAAAUUAGGCUCAAAGAGAAUUAAGUUUAAAGUUUCUCAUUACAUUUGGAACACAUGUAGAAUGGCAAAACUGGAAAUGUAAUAUAAACUAUUAUAUACUCUGUACUUGUGAUCAAGAAGUAUAUAACUAAAACCAAUGCAAAUGUUACUUACAUGUGAUGUGCUUUCUAUUUUCACCAUAUUUUAGUUUAAUAGACAUUACAGUAUUUAGAUGGAAUAAUUUAACUGUGAUAUGUUUUAGAAUAAUAAAAGCUACUU
Macrobrachium nipponense is the source of this 10453-nucleotide messenger RNA. RefSeq names its product dnaJ homolog subfamily C member 10-like. Gene Ontology annotation, biological process: IRE1-mediated unfolded protein response. Gene Ontology annotation, cellular component: endoplasmic reticulum lumen. Lineage: Eukaryota; Metazoa; Arthropoda; Malacostraca; Decapoda; Palaemonidae. Gene Ontology annotation, molecular function: protein-disulfide reductase activity; oxidoreductase activity, acting on a sulfur group of donors, disulfide as acceptor; misfolded protein binding. The record is from RefSeq and is a predicted model, not a curated record. The coding region runs from base 175 to 1107 and encodes 310 amino acids. The transcript is spliced from 5 exons.